AUGGAUCCUCUGGCCGACCUCGAGGACCCUCGCGCCGCCACGAACGGCGACAACAACCACGUUUCCAAGAAGCUCAAGCCCUCCUUCAUAACUGAUUCCGAAAUUCGGGACGAGUUCGCCCACCACCAGCCCGGUGUCGCCCGAAUCAACAACGGCAGCUUCGGAAGCUGCCCCGCCUCCAUUAUCGCUGCCCAGAAGAGGUGGCAGCUCCGCUUCCUCCGCCAGCCCGACGAUUUCUUCGUGAAUCACCUCCAGCGCCAAAUCCUCCAUUCCCGCACCGUCAUCAAGGAUCUCAUUAAUGCCGACCAUGUUGACGAGGUUUCCAUCGUGGACAACGCCACCACCGCCGCCGCCAUUGUUCUUCAGCAUGUUGGCUGGGCCUUUGCCGAGGGCCGCUUCCAAAAGGGUGAUGCUGUUGUCAUGCUCCACUGUGCUUUCCAGGCCGUCAAGAAGUCCAUCGAGGCUUAUGUUACCCGUGCCGGGGGCUCUGUCAUUGUUGUCCACUUGCCCUUCCCUGUCAAUUCCAACCAAGAAAUCAUAGCUGAGUUUCGGAAAGGUUUGGCAAAAGGCCGGGCUAAUGGUAAGAAGGUAAGGCUGGCCAUAAUUGAUCAUAUAACAUCAAUGCCCUGUGUUGUCAUUCCUGCCCGUGAGCUGGUUGAAAUUUGUAGAGAGGAAGGCGUGGAGCGUGUGUUUGUAGAUGCCGCUCAUGCUAUUGGUAAUGUACAUGUUGAUGUAAAGGAUAUUGGGGCUGAUUUUUACGUUAGCAAUUUGCACAAGUGGUUUUUCUGUCCUCCGUCUGUUGCAUUUUUGUAUUGCCGGAAGUCGCCUGUGUCCCCUGAUUUGCACCACCCCGUUGUUUCACAUGAAUAUGGGAAUGGGCUUGCCAUAGAGAGCGCAUGGAUUGGAACUCGAGACUACAGUUCCCAACUGGUUAUUCCUGAAGUUUUAGAAUUUACGAAUAGGUUUGAAGGAGGCCUCGAGGGAAUCCGGAAGAGGAACCAUGACAAAGUGGUGGAGAUGGGCCGAAUGCUGGCCAAGGCUUGGGGAACCAUUCUUGGUUCGCCACCAGAGAUGUGCCCGAGCAUGGCUAUGAUUGGGUUGCCAUCAAGAUUGAGAGUUUUAUCUGAUGAUGAUGCCUUGAACUUGAGAUCACACUUGAGAGACAAUUUUUGUGUGGAAGUGCCCGUACACUAUCAGGUUCCAAGAGAUGGUGAGAUUGGAUUCUCGGAUGGUGAUGGAUGUGUAACUGGGUAUGUCCGGAUUUCUCACCAAGUGUACAAUACUCUUGAUGAUUAUAUCAAGUUGAGAGAUGCCAUUACUCAACUUCUUCAUGAUGGAGUGACUUGCGAGGGCUGCCGGCCGGAUUACCGAAAUCUGAUACAUUUGGAUAUGGCGGAUGACGAGGCGCCACCGCCUGUAAGGCUCAUGAACUUCGUCUCCGAAGACCAGUUGGAAGAAGCUCGGAGGACACGGGGAGCUCGAGUCGAAGACGGCACUGCUCAGCGGGAUAGGUCUCUUUACGAGAUUCUUAAGGAGAAUAAAGAUAAGAAAGAUGCUGAAUUCAAUGAACGUUUCAAGCACAGGCCACCCAAAGCUCUUGAUGAAGAUGAGACUGAAUUUCUUGAUAGAUUAGAAAUGUCCAGGAGAGAGUACGAGCGACAGGUGGCAGAUGAAGAAGAGCAGCAACUUCGUAGUUUUCAGGCAGCAGUGGCAUCACAUUCUAACAUUGUACAUGAGCUAAAGGAGGCACCUUCAGUUCCAAAAACUCAGGACAAAGAUUCAGUAGUGAAAAGAAAGAAUACAACAUCUCGCCCAUUAGGCUUGGUAAUCAAAGUGAAACCGCAAGCAAAGAAAGCAAAAGUAGAGUCUUCAAGCAGAAACGAGGCCUCCGGGGAAAGUGUGAAACAAGUGUUUCAGGAAAUGUCGAAUGUAGAUACGUGCAGGCCUGUAGCUAUAACUGGUUUGGUUUCAUAUAGUGAUGAAAGUGAGGAUGAUGUAUGA
This is a messenger RNA of Striga hermonthica, 2001 nucleotides long. The record is from the annotation of a GenBank genome assembly. Lineage: Eukaryota; Viridiplantae; Streptophyta; Magnoliopsida; Lamiales; Orobanchaceae.